Phialemonium atrogriseum is the source of this 1708-nucleotide messenger RNA. RefSeq lists its product as uncharacterized. The transcript is spliced from 2 exons. Lineage: Eukaryota; Fungi; Ascomycota; Sordariomycetes; Cephalothecales; Cephalothecaceae. Bases 83 to 1327 code for a protein of 414 amino acids. Gene Ontology annotation, biological process: mitochondrion organization. Gene Ontology annotation, cellular component: mitochondrion; membrane. The record is from RefSeq and is a predicted model, not a curated record.
GUAUCACGAAUAUUUCCGAGCCGUCAAGCUUCUCAAGCUUCACAUCCCACAUAGCACCACCGAGCAACAGAGCCGACCCGACAUGGCCCUCGCAUCGGCGCAGAAGGCUAUCACGCCGGCCUUACGGCGUGGCCUUAGAGUCCCGCAAUUGGCCAACAGCCGCUCCCUGGUUCCCGCCCUCACGACACUCCGAACCCUCCACCAGAGCUCCCGAGAUGCGGCCCCGAACGGUGGGAUGAUGGGUCUCGGCGGCUCAGGAAUCCCGCCGUCGUACUUCCAGAGGCAGUCGCUCCCGGCCAACACCAUCGUCCGGUUCGUGCCACAGCAGACGGCGUGGAUCGUCGAGCGCAUGGGCAAGUUCAACCGCAUCCUGCAGCCCGGCCUCGCUAUCCUGGUGCCCUUCCUGGACCGCAUCGCCUACGUCAAGUCGCUCAAGGAAUCCGCAAUCGAGAUCCCCAGCCAGAGCGCCAUUACAGCCGACAACGUAACCCUCGAGCUGGACGGCGUGUUGUACACGAGGGUGUUUGACGCGUACAAGGCGAGCUACGGAGUCGAGGACGCCGAGUACGCCAUCUCGCAGCUCGCCCAGACGACAAUGCGCAGCGAGAUCGGGCAGCUGACGCUCGACCACGUGCUCAAGGAGCGAGCGGCGCUCAACACCAACAUCACGGCGGCGAUCAACGAGGCGGCACAGGCAUGGGGCGUGACAUGCCUGCGGUACGAGAUCCGGGACAUACACGCGCCGAAGCCCGUCGUCGAGGCCAUGCACCGGCAGGUGACGGCGGAGCGGUCCAAGCGCGCCGAGAUCCUCGAGUCCGAGGGCCAGCGCCAGAGCGCCAUCAACAUCGCCGAGGGCCGCAAGCAGAGCGUGAUCCUGGCGUCCGAGGCCCUGCGCGCCGAGAAGGUCAACCACGCCUCGGGCGAGGCCGAGGCCAUCCUCCUCAAGGCCCGCGCCACCGCCUCGGGCAUCGACGCCGUCGCCCGCAGCAUCGCCGAGGGCAGGGGCGCCGCGCAGGGCGCCGUCAGCCUCAGCGUGGCGGAGAAGUACGUCGAGGCCUUUGGCCGGCUCGCCCGCGAGAGCACCGCCGUCGUCGUGCCCGGGAAUGUCGGCGACAUCGGGGGCAUGAUCGCCACCGCCCUCAGCGUCUACGGCAAGGUCGGCGACGCGCAGGCGAAGACUAUGGCCAAGCAGCUCGUGGAUAAUAGGGGCGGCCGCGAGGCAGGCGAGGACGUUGGCGGUCUGGAGGGCGCCUACGAGGAGGACAGGGGAGCCGCGGCAAGGGACUCCAUCGUUGCGGAUUUUGAUAGGGCUGCGGAUAGGAGGUGAGACGGUGGCCGGUGAUUACGACGAGGUUGGUAAGGCAUUUUAAUGUGGGCGGCCUGUACAAAUUGUAUCAGUACCUAUGAUAUUACCACUUUGAGGGGGAUGGAAAAGAGGGUGGGGAUGAGACGAGUACGAGGCUCAGAGCACGGCGUUAUCAAGAAGGACACACUCAGUUUUGUUGCAAUGGAGGACAAAGCUCUCACUCAACUCCUCCAAGCUUUUUGGGCUAUUAUGCCUGAUACCCCCGAAAUAAAAUAACAAGGUAUUACGGGUAUCGUCAAAAAGUCUAGUGAAUAUCUGUUGUACACGGGUGGGGGAGAAGCCUACGGAGAAUCUCCCUAGAUAGAGACAUCAUCACAAUCGAACCCGCCAGCUCUCCCCGCC